AUGGCCGCCAACGGCAACAUGGCCGCCAACGGUAACAUGACCGCCAGCGGUAACAUGGCCGCUAACGGCAACAUGGCUGUCAACGGCAACAUGAUAACUAGCCAGUGCGUCGCCGCACACUGCAUCGCGCUGCCUCAUCGCAACCCACGCUAUUAUCCUGAGCAGGGCAGAUAUAGUGUGCCACUGCCACCGUCGACGACGAUGACGACGAUGACGAUGGCUAACGUAACGACGAUAACUACAUUAUAUCCGAGCGCCGACGUCGUGACGCAUUUCAUGACGCAGAACGCGAGCGUCGGCGGCGACGCUGCGUCGACGACCGCCGCGACGACGUCGGCGGGCGCGAGCGUGGCCCCCCCUCGCUACGAGCCGUGGCAGGUGGUGCUCAUCUCGCUUCUGCUCAUCUGUGUCAUUCUCUGUACGAUCAUCGGCAACGGACUCGUCGUGCUGGCGAUCUGCAUCGUACGCAAGCUGCGCACGCCCUACAACUACCUGCUCGUGUCGCUCGCCGUCGCCGACAUGAGCGUCGCCAUCUGCGUCAUGCCGCUGGCGCUGCUCUACGAGAUCCAGGGCGAGUGGGUGCUGUCUGAGACGAUCUGCGACAUGUGGACUUCGAGUGACGUGCUGCUCUGCACCGCCUCGAUACUCAACCUGUGCAUGAUCUGCGUCGACCGCUACUUCGCCAUCACGCGACCGCUGCAGUACUCCGCCAAGCGGACGCCGCGUCGCAUGCUGCUGCUCGUCGUCGUCGUCUGGCUGACGUCGGCUCUCAUCAGCAUCCCGCCGUUCUUCGGCUGGAAGGAGCCGCAGCCGCCCGGCCAGUGCGUCGUCAGUCAGAACAUCUGGUACCAGCUGUACGCGACGAUACUCGCCUUCUAUCUACCCUGCGCCGUCAUGCUCGUGCUCUACAUGAAGAUCUUCCUGGCGGCGCGGCGGAUAAGCAAGGAAGAGGCGAAGGCGUACCGAACGCUGUCCGUCUACAAGACGGAGGAGAGCAACGGCGACGUCGGCGUCGAGAAGAAGCGCGCGUCGUCGAAGCUCCGCGGCCAGCUCAGCAAGUUCCGCGAGCGCAUCAGCAUGCACCACGGCGGCAAGGGCAGCAAGGACUCGCACUUUGCGCGCGAGACGAAAGCGGCGAAGACGCUCGGCGUCAUCAUGGGCUGCUUUAUACUGUCAUGGCUGCCGUUCUUCCUGCUCGCCGUCAUCGGGCCGCUGUGUGGCGCGCGCUGCAGCAUACCGGACGGCAUCUAUAGUCUGUUCCUCUGGCUCGGAUACUCCAACUCGACGUGCAAUCCCGUCAUCUACGCGACGCUCAACAGGGAAUUCAGGAAGCCGUUCCAUGACUUGCUAUGUUUUAGGUGCGGCAGUAUGCAGGAUAGGCUGAGGCGAGAGCUUUAUGACGACAGGUACGGCGCGUCUGAAGUGCAGUCGAAACGCAUGAGCAUGCAGCUUCAGCAGCAGCAGCAGCAGCAUCUGCAGCAGCAGCAGCGGGAGGAGGAGGAGGAGGAGGAGCAUCACGAGCGGCUAGGAAGUCGCACGGACACGACGAUGCUGCAGCUGCGAGAACCGUCCCCACAGCGGCAGCCGGAUGAGCAAGAGUCCGACUCAACGCACAUAUAGGCGCCGCGCGCGUGCGUGCGUGCGUGCGUGCGUGCGUGCGCAUUAGUCCAGUAACGACAUAUCGCGCUUGUCGUGCAUGUCGGGGGUCAAACUCCCGUCGUUGCUAGGCCACGUCAGCCUCCCGUUGUUUCAGCAUGUAUCCAGGCGAUGUUAACCGUUGUUAUGGCACGUUGCUAAGCGGUGUGCACCUACCGUCGUUAUAACACGUUGUUAGGUGGUGUCAACCCUUCGUUGUUAUGACACGUUGCUGCUAGAUGAUGCACAUCACCGGAUGGUGCAACAUGUUGAUAACUGAUGCCAACUUCCCAUCGGCACAGUGCGUUGCUGGGCGAUAUCAACCUCUCGUGGUUACAGCACGUUGCCAAGUGAAUCGUUAAUCAGCCAUAUGCCAUUGUUUCGCACGUUGCUAGCCCAUGUCAACCUCUUGUUUAGCGGUUAGGCCAUGGACAUGCCCCGACAAUGCCUGUGCAACGUUUGAGAGAAGUACGCACUGGAUUGAUUCAAGGGCGAUUUUCCUAUAAGCAAUGCAAUAUCAUCCGGACGUGUUCCUCAGCCCCGUAUAGAGAACGACCUCCCCCCCCCAACCCCGCCCACUCAUUGUUACCAAGUAUGGGUGUUAGAUAAUUCAAAUGUAAAGAGUGUAACUCUAAAUAAAUGUGAUCGCCCGUUGUUUUGAAUAUUGAUCGUUGUUUGACGAAAAGUGAGAAAUUGUUGCGAAGUCGCAGCGUUGUAAUGACGUCGGCGCUCAUGUGCGUUUAAGAGAAUCCAUUGCGAAUUCCUUGUUGUUUGCACGUUCAAUAUAUAUUUGUUAUUGAGAAUCAUGUCUAGUUUUAUCCCCAUGUCACCGGGCGUUUAGAGAUAGAAGUCGAAUUAUGCGAGUGCGCGCGUGUGUGCAACAUUAAUAUAUAUAUUACCCAGCACUACAGUAAUACCCAACAGUCUUAACUA
This is a messenger RNA of Priapulus caudatus, 2568 nucleotides long. RefSeq names its product 5-hydroxytryptamine receptor 1B-like. Gene Ontology annotation, biological process: adenylate cyclase-activating adrenergic receptor signaling pathway. Gene Ontology annotation, cellular component: membrane. The transcript is spliced from 3 exons. The record is from RefSeq and is a predicted model, not a curated record. Bases 1 to 1620 code for a protein of 539 amino acids. Lineage: Eukaryota; Metazoa; Priapulida; Priapulimorpha; Priapulimorphida; Priapulidae. Gene Ontology annotation, molecular function: G protein-coupled amine receptor activity.